CAUAAAGUUUGAACUUUAUACAAACUACAGAACAAAGACUGCCUCAAAUUUCACUUAUUUGUGACCGUUGGAUCAUUUCAAUGUCCAAAACCCCAAGCAUUUCAACUCGUUGAGAUCCGAACCAAACCACCCUCUUUAACACGCUCACUCGAAAACACACACACACACACACACACAUACUCCCACUGUCUCGUUCUUUCCUUGCUUCUUUCAUCUUCUUCAACCUCAUAGUCAAGCUUCAAAGCAGCUCAUCAAUGGCGGAUUACGAAACCCACCACCACCACUCAUCAAUCCCCAAAGAAACAGCCCUCCAAGCCUUGAACACCAUAAUCCAGCUCCAUUUCGAGAAAACCCUCGAGAAGAAACGCUCAAUAGACCUCCAAAAGAAAGAGCUUCAGAAGCUUUUCCAGCUCUUCUUCAUCUUCUUGAGCCUAAUUUUCUUAGCCCAAGCUCAGUCUCCUCGUCUCCAAUGCCGGCACUGCUGGAUACCUAUCACGCUUCUUUCUCUUUCCCAUCUGAUUUUCUAUGUCUCUGUGGCUCAGACCUUGAGAUGCAUCAAUGGCUUCAAGUACCAGAGGCGUUGCCACAAGCUUACUCUUGGGUUGGCUACCGAGAAGCUGAGGGAGAUGAAGAUGAGGAUGAGUAGCAAUAAUGGUGGAGCUGAGUUUGAAGGCGUUGGUGAUGAUGAUUUUGAGAUCCAUUAUCAGGAACCACCUGAGAGUUACUUUGGAAAGUUUAAGAGGAAUUGGGCUCUGCAUUUUGGGUUCUUGAUCUUGAUCUACAGCUUUAUGGUUUCUACAUCUGUUGUUCUUCUAUGUUUUUAGAGAUUUUUAUUUUUAUUUUUUAUUUUUUUUUUGGGAGCAGGAAUUUAAUGUUGGACAUUUUGUUUGGUAAGAUAAUUUGUUGAUUUUGUGAUAUGAAAAAAGAAAAAAAGAAAAAAAUUGUUGUAGGAAUUUUGAUAUGAGUUUCUAAUUCAUGGUCAUUAACUUAUUGGUGAUUUCUCUUUAGAUUUUGAUUCCUUUUUGAAUAAUAAUUCUUCUACUCCUCUUUUUUGGUUUUUU
Messenger RNA from Ziziphus jujuba (common jujube), 1061 nucleotides. RefSeq lists its product as uncharacterized. The transcript has a single exon. NCBI's taxonomy places the organism in Eukaryota, Viridiplantae, Streptophyta, Magnoliopsida, Rosales, Rhamnaceae. The record is from RefSeq and is a predicted model, not a curated record. The coding region runs from base 255 to 824 and encodes 189 amino acids.